AGAACCGAAGCUCGUAAACUAAAACCAAAAAGCGCAAAUAUCUCCCACAUACAGAAACAGAGCGAGCGAGAGAGACAGAGAGAGGAAGAAACAGAACAGAAGGCGAGUGUACAUUUCACUUUCAGGUCCAAAUCAAUUCAAAAAUCCCUCAAAAAAUAAUUUCCAGAUCAAACCCUAAUUUCGAUUUGGCCUCUCAUUUCUCAAAUUUUCAUUCUUUAUAAACCUAGAUCCACUUUCUCUCUCUGUCUCUGUUCGUAUCUUUGUAAUUCUAGAUUACAAUUGGCGUUGUAGGAAGAAAGAAUUCUUUUCAUUGUUGGUUUAUUUAUUAUGGCGUGUAUAAAGUCGGUGAAUAGAUCGGCGUCAGUGGCGUUAGCGCCGGAUGCACCGUACAUGGCAGCCGGGACGAUGGCGGGAGCAGUCGAUCUGUCUUUUAGCUCGUCGGCUAGUCUUGAGAUCUUCAAGCUUGAUUUCCAAUCGGAUGAUCGUGAUCUUCCUUUGGUCGGCGAGUUUCAGAGCUCUGAGAGAUUUAACCGUCUUGCUUGGGGUAGAAAUGGAUCCGGGUCUGACCAGUACUCCCUUGGGCUCAUUGCGGGUGGGCUUGUUGAUGGUAGUAUCGAUAUUUGGAAUCCUCUGUCUCUGAUCCGGUCUGAGACAAGUGAAAGUGCUCUUGUUGGACAUCUUUCAAAACACAAAGGACCUGUUCGUGGUCUUGCAUUUAACAGCUUUACACCUAACUUGCUUGCAUCUGGUGCUGAUGAUGGUGAAAUUUGCAUCUGGGAUUUGGCUGCACCUGCAGAACCUUCUCAUUUCCCACCUCUAAAGGGUAGCGGUUCUGCUGCUCAAGGUGAAAUUUCCUAUAUUUCUUGGAAUAGCAAAGUUCAACACAUAUUGGCAUCCACUUCCCUCAAUGGAAUAACUGUUGUUUGGGACCUAAAAAAGCAGAAACCAGUGAUAUCUUUUCAAGAUUCAGUUAGAAGAAGGUGUUCUGUGUUGCAGUGGCAUCCUGAUGUUGCCACUCAGCUUAUUGUUGCAUCUGAUGAGGACAGUUCUCCUGCUCUCCGGCUUUGGGAUAUGCGAAACACAAUGACACCUUUGCAAGAGUUUGUGGGUCACACUAAGGGUGUAAUUGCAAUGUCAUGGUGUCCAAAUGACAGUUCCUAUUUGCUUACCUGUGCUAAAGAUAAUAGAACUAUUUGCUGGAACACUACAACCGGAGAGAUUGUCCGUGAAUUGCCUGCAGGAGCCAACUGGAACUUUGAUGUACAUUGGUAUCCAAAGAUUCCUGGAGUUAUAUCAGCAUCUUCUUUUGAUGGAAAGAUUGGCAUUUACAACAUUGAGGGUUGCAGUCACUAUGGUGCCAUUGAGGGUGAUUUUGGAGCAGUCACACUAAGAGCUCCAAAAUGGUAUAAACGUCCAGCUGGGGUAUCUUUUGGCUUUGGUGGAAAACUCGUAUCUUUUCACCCUAAGUCAUCUACUACAAAUGUUUCAGAGGUCCUUUUGCAUAACUUGGUUACUGAACAUAGUUUGGUGCAUCGGUCCUCUGAAUUUGAAGCUGCCAUACAAAAUGGAGAGAAGUCUUCGUUAAAAGCAAUAUGUGAAAAAAAAUCUGAGGAGGCUGAAUCAGAGGAUGAUCGUGAAACUUGGGGCUUCUUAAAGGUUAUGUUUGAAGAAGAUGGGACAGCAAGGACAAAGAUGCUUACCCACCUUGGUUUUAGUGUACCUGUGGAAGAGAAGGAGGCUGUACAGGGUGACAUUUCCCAACAAAUUGAUGCCAUUCGGCUUGAUGAUACAACAGUAGAUAAAGUGGGAUAUGAGAGUGUUAAAGAGCCCACAGUUUUCUCUGCAGAUGAUGGAGAAGAUUUCUUUAACAAUCUCCCGAGCCCCAAAGCUGAUACACCUAAAUUUACUUCUAGAGAUAACUUCAGUCCUAGAAAUUCUGUUCCUCAUGCAGAAGAAAUAAAACAGGAACCAGAUACACUGGAGGAGAGUUCUGAUCCAUCAUUUGAUGAUAGUGUUCAGCGGGCUUUGGUUGUGGGGGAUUACAAGGGUGCUGUUGCACAGUGCAUAUCUGCAAACAAAAUUGCUGAUGCUUUAGUUAUUGCUCAUGUUGGUGGUACUUCCUUGUGGGAGAGUACUCGUGAUCAAUACCUUAAGAUGAGCCGUUCACCUUACUUGAAGAUUGUUUCUGCAAUGGUGAACAAUGAUCUUAUGAGCCUUGUCAACACCCGGCCCCUGAAAUACUGGAAAGAAACACUUGCUCUUCUAUGUACAUUCGCACAGAAUGAGGAAUGGAGUCUACUGUGUAAUUCACUCGCAUCAAAACUAAUGGUUGCUGGCAAUACUUUGGCGGCAACUUUGUGUUAUAUAUGUGCGGGAAACAUAGACAAAACUGUUGAAAUUUGGUCAAGAAACCUGACAGCUGAGCGUGAAGGGAAAUCAUAUGUUGAACUUCUUCAGGAUUUGAUGGAGAAAACUAUUGUCCUUGCUUUGGCAAGUGGGCAGAAACGUUUUAGUGCAUCUUUGUGGAAGCUUGUUGAGAAAUAUGCUGAAAUUUUAGCCAGUCAGGGGCUUUUAACGACCGCAAUGGAAUACUUGAAUCUUUUGGGGUCUGAUGAAUUGUCUCCUGAACUUGUAAUAUUAAGAGAUCGUAUUGCCCUCUCCACAGAACCUGAGAAAGAUGCUAAGACUAUGAAUUAUGGGCAACAGCAAGGUGGGUCAGUAUAUGGUGCUGAACAAUCUAGUUUUGGCGUUACUGAUGCUUCUCAACACUAUUAUCAGGAAACAGCACCGUCACAAUUGCAUCAAAGUGUUCCUGGAAGCCCAUACAGUGAAAAUUAUCAACAACCUCUUAUGCCUUCAUAUGGAAGAGGAUAUAGUGCUCCUGCUCCAUAUCAGCCUGCACCUCAGCCUGCUCCAUAUCAGCCAACCACACAGCCUGGAAUGUUCGUUCCAUCUCAGACACCUCAGGUUCCUCAGGCAAAUUUUGCUCCACCUCAUGCCCCCACACAACAAGCUGUGAGGACUUUUGUUCCGUCAAAUGUUCCUAUUUUGAGAAAUGCUGAGCAGUACCAGCAACCCACAUUGGGUUCUCAGUUAUAUCCGGGGAGUGCUAAUCCCGCCUAUCAACCUGUGCAGCCUCCAGCUGGUUCAGGUCCUGUUGCAUCUCAAGUGGGUCCAAUUUCUGGCAAUAAAAUACCACAGGUUGUGGCUCCCACUUCAACACCUAUGGGAUUUAGGCCUGUAACAAAUUCAGGGGUUGCUCAAAGGCCUGGGAUCAGUUCAAUGCAACCUCCCAGUCCUACUCAAUCAGCAAAUGUACAACCGGCUGUGGCACCUGCUGCUCCACCACCCACAGUACAGACAGUUGAUACUUCAAAUGUGCCUGCUCAUCAUAGACCUGUCGUUUCAACAUUGACAAGACUAUUUAACGAGACAUCAGAAGCUUUGGGAGGUUCACGGGCGAAUCCUGCUAGGAAGCGUGAAAUAGAAGACAAUUCAAGGAAAAUUGGUGCCUUGUUUGCAAAGCUCAACAGUGGAGAUAUAUCAAAAAAUGCUUCUGAUAAGCUUGUGCAGCUGUGCCAGGCAUUAGAUAAAAAUGAUUUCAGUACGGCCCUGCAAAUUCAGGUACUUCUUACGACGAGCGAGUGGGAUGAGUGUAAUUUCUGGCUUGCAACUCUCAAGAGAAUGAUAAAGACAAGGCAGGGUGCAGGUGUGAGAUCAAGUUAAACACAAAGAUGAUCCAAUUAUACUGCGAUCUCCACUUUGCAUUUUCCAUUUCACAGGUGUGGUAAUGCUGUCUACUUGGCCGCUGAUUGUUUCUUUCAUUGUACACAAGAUCAUCUUUUUCUGGACUGCAACUAAAGGGUUUUGGAUCAGUCUGCAGGCUGUUAGUCCUGCAAAAAUCUCAACAAAAGUAAUUCUCGAUCUUCAGGCAGUUAGCGAGGAUAGAUUUCAGGACAUCCAAUUAAACUUGUUGCUGAUUGUUUGUUCUCUUUUAUAUUUGUAGUGUUCAGAAAUUAUAGUUUUGUUUCUAUACAGAUUCAUUUUUGGUGCGAAGUUCAAUAGCAUUAUGAGAUCUGCUGCUGUCAUGUCACCUCUGUUGUGUUGUGCAUGGCAAUCAGUUUGUAUUGCCCAUGUGAUUUUUGUCAUUAAUAUCAACAUUUAUAAAGUUUUAAUAACAAGAUUUUAAGUAUUAUAUUUA
Messenger RNA from Jatropha curcas, 4201 nucleotides. RefSeq names its product transducin family protein / WD-40 repeat family protein. Gene Ontology annotation, biological process: endoplasmic reticulum organization; COPII-coated vesicle cargo loading; endoplasmic reticulum to Golgi vesicle-mediated transport. Lineage: Eukaryota; Viridiplantae; Streptophyta; Magnoliopsida; Malpighiales; Euphorbiaceae. The record is from RefSeq and is a predicted model, not a curated record. Gene Ontology annotation, molecular function: protein binding; structural molecule activity. Gene Ontology annotation, cellular component: endoplasmic reticulum exit site; COPII vesicle coat.